Molecule: messenger RNA, 2303 nt
Organism: Antechinus flavipes (yellow-footed antechinus)
Lineage: Eukaryota; Metazoa; Chordata; Mammalia; Dasyuromorphia; Dasyuridae
Gene: SLC25A1
Product: solute carrier family 25 member 1
Exons: 9
Coding region: 107-1048 (313 amino acids)
Biological process (GO): mitochondrial citrate transmembrane transport
Source: RefSeq, a predicted model, not a curated record
CGCCGCCGCCGCCGCCCCUGGUCGGUUCAGUCGGCCAGUCCGCCAGCCGCUGGCCCCGGGAGCACAGAACGCCGAGGCGAGAGUCAGCCCGGAGCCCCCCGCGAUCAUGGCUCUGGCCCCCGCCCCGCUCCCCGGCCGCUCGCUGGCCGCCGCCGCCCCGGCCGGCAAAGCCAAGCUCACGCACCCCGGGAAGGCCAUCCUGGCAGGCGGCCUGGCCGGGGGCAUCGAGAUCUGCAUCACCUUCCCCACCGAGUACGUGAAGACGCAGCUGCAGCUGGACGAGAAAGCCAACCCCCCUCGCUACCGGGGCAUCGGGGACUGCGUGAAGCAGACUGUGCGCAGCCAUGGCGUCCUGGGCCUCUACCGCGGCCUCAGCUCUCUGCUCUACGGCUCCAUCCCCAAAGCGGCCGUCAGGUUCGGGAUGUUCGAGUUUCUCAGUAACCAGAUGCGGGACGCCCAGGGCCGGCUGGACAGCACUCGAGGGCUGCUCUGCGGGCUGGGGGCCGGCGUGGCCGAGGCCGUGGUGGUCGUGUGCCCCAUGGAGACCAUCAAGGUGAAGUUCAUCCACGACCAGUGCUCCCCCAACCCCAAGUACCGCGGCUUCUUCCACGGGGUGAGGGAGAUCGUCCGGGAGCAAGGUCUGAAGGGCACCUACCAGGGUCUCACCGCCACCGUGCUGAAACAAGGCUCCAACCAGGCCAUCCGCUUCUUCGUCAUGACCUCCCUGCGCAACUGGUACCGAGGGGACGACCCCAACAAGCCCAUGAACCCGGUGGUGACGGGGGCGUUCGGAGCCAUCGCGGGGGCCGCCAGCGUCUUCGGGAACACGCCGCUGGACGUGAUUAAGACCCGCAUGCAGGGCUUGGAGGCUCACAAGUACAAGAGCACGUGGGACUGCGGCUACCAGAUCAUGAAGCACGAGGGCCUCAAGGCCUUCUACAAGGGCACCGUGCCCCGCCUGGGCCGAGUCUGCUUGGACGUGGCCAUCGUCUUCAUCAUCUAUGACGAAGUCGUGAAGCUGCUCAACAAGGUGUGGAAGACGGACUGAAGGGGGCGCCGCUGCUGGACAGCCCGGGGCCCGGGGCCCCGCUUCGGCCCCCGCUCCUUGGGGCCCCGGCCGCGAGGGGGCCGUGUCCCCCCCCACUGUGAGCGGGCAGAUGGCAGUGGCGGCCUCUGGGUGUGACCUUUGGCCUCUGCCCCGCCUCCUUCCCGUCCUUCUCCGAGAUGUGGGGGGAGGGGGGCCCGGCCCCCGCCCCGGCCCCCGGAGCCCCCAUUCCAGUGUGACUUGUGCCAAACAGAUCUUGUCCUGUGUUUUCUGUGUCGUGUCUGCUGCGUUCCACGGUCUGUGUGUAUCCUCGUGUCUGUCGUACGUGUCUGUCACUGCCGGCUCCGCCCCCGUGCCUUCUAAGCCACAGGCCUCCCUGGGGGGGCAGGGCCCCCCAGACUCCUGCGCCUGGCGGGGGGCGGGGACGCUCCCCAGGACCAAAUCCUCUUUUCCAGGAGAGAGCCCGGCCCCCGCCCCGCCACACACCAAAGCUGCCUCGGGGGGGCCGGCCUCGGCCCCCAAAGCCAUCGGUGCCCUUAGCCCGGGCCUGGGGGGCUCCCGGCACUCUGGGCUGGUGGGGGCUGGGGCGAACCACAAGUCAUGGGACCAACGUCUGUGUGGUGGUGGGGGCGGAGGGGAAGUGGGUCGGGCCCGGCCUGGGCCGGACGGGCCUCCGCCUCCUGCCUGGGCUGGCCUCCCUCCCCGGGCCUGGGCCUUCACCCCAGAUCUCUUCCUGCCUCACCCCCGAUGACAAUAAACCACAAGCUGGUAUCAACGGCCGUUUUGUCUGUGUGAGAUGUGGAGGGGCCGGGCAGGCCGGGGUCACUGCCGGGGUGACCGUUGGUGGACAGUGACCCCCCCCCCAGAAUCCCUCAGGAAAGGGGGGGCAGGGCCCAGAUGGGCCCAGGAGGCUUCAGGCAGCGCGGGGCCACAGGACUUGGACCCGGAGGCUGUUAGGCCGGGCCGGCUUCACAGAGCAAGAAACCGGGGCCUAGAGCCGGGUGGGCCCGGAAGCUUCCCAGCAGCUCCCUGACUGUGGGGGCCGGGAGGCCGAGGGGAGCCCGGGGAGCCGGCUCUGCCGCCUCUGGUAUAUGUGCAGGAGAAUGCGGUUCCUCGGCCGCAGCGGAGGGGGCGCCCUCCGCCCCGUAGAGUGUAAGCUCCCUGGGAGCAGGGACACCUUGGGGGGGGGGGUGUGCCCAGCACUUAGCCGGGUGUCUGGCAUACAGUGGGUGCAUAAUAAAUGCUCGUUGGUCAUUGA